ACAGAUUCUGUAUCUUGGGCUCAGACGACAAUGUCUGGGACGGUGGCUACAACUGGCCUUCCUCUUAUUUCAACUGACACUAACACAACUGCAGUAUCAAAAUUGCCUAGCUGUUCCACUUCUGCCACAGCUCAGCCUUGCCGUUAUAAUUAUUCACCAUUAUCACCAAGUUCGCCAAAUGAGUCGAUUAAUCCUUCUUCCCCGAAGCUUUCAUCCUCUGAUACUCAUUGUCAAUCAGCCUCGUCUGGCCCCCAUUGCCCAACAAUUGGCCCAAGGAUUUGUCCAGUCACAUUAAAUAAUCCGACCAGUUUUGAACUUAAUACCCUUGGUCUGCCGAUCCCCACCUCAAUGACCGUGACAACAACAUCAAUUCCGGUUAUGUGCUCAACAUCUGCCUCCCCCUCUACUUCGAUCGCUUUUAUUACUAAUCAGCUUGCCUCGCCUCACCUCCCAGCCACGAGCACCGGACUAUUGGAACACAGGUAUUCCAGUAGCGAAUGUAGCGAUACUGGGGGCCCCAGUGGAGUCGGCCAGGUCGCCUCUUCAAUAACCGUCAAUCCCAGUAAUGAGGCAUCUUCAGCUCGUGUUGCCUCCUUUAUGGCAAUUGCGCAGCAGCGUUAUCUCGAAGAGGUUGAGCCUUACACAAUGCGCAAUAGAUCUGACUCGAUGCGGACGCGAACUUCAAGCGAGGCAUCGCAGAUCGUUCCCAAUGAAUCCAUAACAAACUUUCGUCUUUUAUGUGGCAUAAAUUGCUAG
This is a messenger RNA of Protopolystoma xenopodis, 756 nucleotides long. The record is from the annotation of a GenBank genome assembly. NCBI's taxonomy places the organism in Eukaryota, Metazoa, Platyhelminthes, Monogenea, Polystomatidea, Polystomatidae.